Messenger RNA from Meloidogyne enterolobii, 282 nucleotides. The record is from the annotation of a GenBank genome assembly. NCBI's taxonomy places the organism in Eukaryota, Metazoa, Nematoda, Chromadorea, Rhabditida, Meloidogynidae.
AUGGAUUAUAAAGAUAUUAAGAAAAUUGAUGUUUCAGAUACAUUUUCUUGGAAUGAUGGGGACACUUUUGGUUGUGGAAUUGUAUAUCCACCAACUAUUAAAAGUGACAAAUUGCCUUAUCUUUUUUUCACUCAAAAUGGGAAGCAAAUUGGUAAAGCAUUGUUGUUGACGGAAAGUCAAAAUUCUGCAAAAUAUGAGCCAAUUGUUUUGUUGAAGUAUUCUUCUGCGGAAACUAACUUUGGAAAGAACUUGAAGGCUAAACCAUUUAUUUAUGAUAUUUAA